Messenger RNA from Fusarium mangiferae, 2472 nucleotides. RefSeq lists its product as uncharacterized. The transcript is spliced from 4 exons. The coding region runs from base 1 to 2472 and encodes 823 amino acids. NCBI's taxonomy places the organism in Eukaryota, Fungi, Ascomycota, Sordariomycetes, Hypocreales, Nectriaceae. The record is from RefSeq and is a predicted model, not a curated record.
AUGGGCAUGGCGCCCCUUAACGCUGUUGACCACGUGGUGGGUUCUGCUACAGCCGCUGUUGUUUUCACGACGGUAUCACAAUAUGUCCCCUCAAGACGGCUGGAGCUGUGCUCUGAGAUUGUCUGUUGGGUACUUCUGCCUUUUCUUAUAAAGCAUACUGCUUUACCAAACAUCCGGCCGUCUUCGCCGUUACUGAAUGAUCCGCAAAAACAGCGUCAUUCGUCUUUGUCGCAAUGGCUUGUUGCCUUGGGUAUCGCAGCUGCGGCUUUUUACAGGGCUGAGAGUAUGACCAUUGGUUUCUACCCUCUCUUGACGCCUCUUCUCCUUACACUACAGGCGUACUUUCAAUCAAGCAUAUCAUCUGAUCCAAUCCCUACCUCACCCCUCAUCAGUACCAUCAAAGGAACCACACUAGUCGCUAUCCUUUCGGCAUUCUCACUUUCAAAUGGGGAUCUCUUCGGCUCCCUCAUAUCGAUCAUAUUAGUGGCUUCUCUCUUUAUUGUCUACAGCGUCAUCAGUCCUGGCUUCAAAGUGAAAAUAUUAUCGCUUUCAUCAGUUGACAUCGAGACAAAUAUCAAGGCCAUCGCAGGCCGAACGAUAGUCCUCCUUUUCGUUGCGGUGGCUUUCCAAUCGUUUAUCCUCGGACCUCCAAACAGCAAUGUCAUUCUCGUGCUCUUUACGGGAUCAGUUAAGGCCUUGUCUUGGUUCUUUACCAUUCGGGUGGCACGACAAACCUCUUGGUGCAUAGCUACCACGAUAGGAACAUUCGCUCUCGCAUGCGCCAGAAACCCCUUCUCACAAACCUCUCAACUUCAAGCCCUGUCUCACGUCGCAGUCUCGGCACUCACCCUUCAUCAAACUACUCAACUCCUCCCUAACCAAUCCAAAGGCAAGGCUCUCCUGUGGUCCUGCUUGUUAGCAUCCAUUAUUCCCUAUCUCUACAGCGAAUACAUGAUCCACGACGCAACAUCCUCAUCAUCCACCACAUUCAUCUCCCAAUCUCACCCCAUCAAAUUAUUAACUCAAGAAGCAACCCCAAUCUUCGAAAGGAAACUUAAAAACCAAUCUCGAACAUACCCAGCAGCAGUGAAGCAGUACAAACAGCGAUACGGUCUUGAUCCACCACCUGGUUUCGAAGCAUGGUUCCAAUAUGCCCUGAAGCAUAAUUCACCCAUCAUUGAUGAGUUUGACACGAUUCAAGGUGCCAUAUCGCCAUUUCUGAAACUCAGUGGGAAAGAAGUUUCUGAAAUAAUUGGAAGGGUAUAUAAUACCCCGCGUAGUGAGGUUUGGCUCUGUGAGUUUUCGGGUAAGACUGCGAAGACAAAGUGUCGGCAUCCGAGUCGUUCUUAUGAUCGGCACUAUAGCUAUAUUUUUGAUAAGUUGUUGUGGAACCUUCCAGGAGUUUUGCCGGAUGUCAAGUUUCUGAUCAACCAUUUUGAUGAACCGAGGGUCAUCAUACCAUCACAAGAAGGCAGUGUUGACAAAGCUAUCCGACUGAAUGACAUGUCGAUGAAGCCCACUUGGGAUGCUUUGACACGGUCUUGCCCAUCACAUAAGACCUAUAGGGACGACCAAUCUAUAGUCGAGACAUUCGGGCUCCCUUUUGUUGAAGACCACCUCUCCGGUUCAGAUUUGUGCAAACAUCCCGAGUACAAAGAUAUGCACGGCGCAUUCAUCAGCCCAAAGACCUUUCGUCUUAUUGAAGGUCUAGCACCAGUCUUGUCAACAGGUGCAUUCUCAACAAUGGGCGAUAUCCUCUUUCCAAGUCCAGCAUACGUCGAAGAAGAGUUUCAGUACGACAAGACCCGAGACAUUCCAUGGUCAGAGAAGAAGAACAACUUGUACUGGACUGGCUCGACUACAGGAGGUUACGCGCUCGAUGAUCAGUGGCGGAACCACCAACGGCAGAGAUUCGUGACUUUGGCGCAGAACCUUGGGCAGCAAGAGCACACAUACCUUAGGGAGAAAAACGGCGUGAUCAGUACCGUCAAGUCAUGGUUUCUAAACGGAAGAUUAUACGACGUCGGCUUCACAAGAAUCUUCCAAUGCGACCGCAAAUUCUGCCGCGAUCAAAAAACGUUCUUCAACGUAAAAUCAUGGGCCGACAAAGACGCAGCACUCCACUCAAAACUCGCAUUCGACCUCGACGGCAACGGUAUAAGCGGGCGCUACUACAAGCUCCUGUCUUCAAACACACUCCCCCUCAAACAGGCUCUUCUUCGAGAGUGGCAUGACGAGCGGUUGGUCCCGUGGGUGCAUUACAUACCCGUCAGCCAAAGCUUGAAGGAACUACCUGAGCUGGUGAAUUACUUGACGUUGAACGAGGCGGGACAGAAGGUGGCGGAGAAGGUGGCGAGACAGGGGAUCUUGUUCUUAUUUAGAGCGCAGGUCUCGAGUUUUGUUACCCCCCCUUUCUUCGUCCUUGCUCUUCAACCGUCGCCUCCUCUGCCAUGUGUCGUGGUUACAGACUAG